AUGGACUCGCCGGCCGUCACCCGCAUCUUUCAACAGCUGUUCACGAGACCGUCACGGAAUUGCCUUCGACUGCAGCAAUGUACUCGCAGACAACCAUCCCUUCCCCAUCCAGCACCAGCACCCUCGAUUCAACAGCAGCGGCGGACAUAUGCACUUCGACGCAAGCAAGAUGAUGCGGGAGGAGGCAGCUCAUGGCAGCAGAGAAUUGAUGCCUUCCCCAAGGACAUGUCAAGACAGCUCAAGGAAUACCCUCGAGUCACGGCACAGGACCUACGCCACAGAACCCAGCGGCCGCGGCGAGUCAAAAUGCUGACGAGGGAAUUUAUUGACGGAGGCACAGACAGCCUAUACAACCCCAACUACGGCUACUUCACAAAGCACGCGACAAUCUUCAAUGCCGGGAAACCCUUUGAUUUCGCCUCCAUCAAGGACGGCGCCGAGUUCAAUCGCCUGGUGGACCUGAGCUAUAUCGAGUUUGAAAAUGCCCUGGACGAGAUCGAGCCGGAUGAGACGCGCCAGCUCUGGCAUACCCCGACCGAACUAUUCCGGCCGUAUUACGGCGAAGCCAUUGCUCGGUACCUGGUCACAAAUUACAAAAUGACUUUGUUCCCAUACCACGAUUUGAUCAUCUACGAGAUGGGUGCGGGGAAUGGAACCCUGAUGAGGAACAUCCUCGACUACAUCUAUGAAUACGAGCCGGAGGUCUACAGUCGGACGCAGUUCAAGAUCAUCGAGAUAUCCUCCGCGCUGGCCGAGUUGCAGUUGACCUCUCUCCAGAGGUCCCCCUACGCAGGAGAACAUUUGGACCACGUCCAGAUCCUCCAUCGAUCUAUCUUCGACUGGAACGAGUACAUCCACUCGCCAUGCUUCUUCCUCGCCCUCGAGGUCAUCGACAACUUCGCGCACGAUUCGCUCCGCUACGACCCGGAAACGGAGCAGCCCUUACAAGGCAGCGUCCUGAUCGACGAAGACGGCGAAUUCUUCGAGUUCUACUCCCGCAACCUCGACCCUCUCGCACUACGCUAUCUCCGCGUUCGGGACCUCGCCGCCCGCUCCCCCUUCAUCACCCCCAUCACGCAAUACCCUCGCUUUAUACGCCAACUCCGCCACUCCUUACCCUUAUCCCCCAACCUCACAAAACCAGAGUACAUACCCACCCGCCUUCUCGAGUUCUUCGACGUUUUGGCCAAGUACUUCCCCGCCCACCGCCUCGUGCUUUCCGACUUCAACUACCUCCCGGACGCUGUCCCAGGUCUUAAUGCACCUGUCGUUCAGACGCGCUACCAGCGCCGCAACGUCCAGGUGUCUACACCGUUUGUGCACCAGGGCUACUUUGACAUUUUUUUCCCUACGGAUUUUGCCAUGAUGGAGGAUAUCUACAGGGCCAUCACGGGAAAACUCACAAGGGUGUCGACCCACAGGCAGUUUUUGGAGAGCUGGGCACUUGUGGAGCAGACUGAGGUGCGGAAUGGGGAGAAUCCCAUGUUGGCUUGGUAUUCCAAUGCUAGCGUCAUGACUACUGUAUAG
Fonsecaea multimorphosa CBS 102226 is the source of this 1527-nucleotide messenger RNA. RefSeq lists its product as uncharacterized. Gene Ontology annotation, cellular component: mitochondrion. The record is from RefSeq and is a predicted model, not a curated record. The coding region runs from base 1 to 1527 and encodes 508 amino acids. NCBI's taxonomy places the organism in Eukaryota, Fungi, Ascomycota, Eurotiomycetes, Chaetothyriales, Herpotrichiellaceae. Gene Ontology annotation, molecular function: protein-arginine omega-N symmetric methyltransferase activity. The transcript has 2 exons.